AUGUCCCACCACACCACCAAUAUCGAGGAGGAGGAGACCUUUGCUCCCAUCUAUGCCAACCAGGAGGACUUCGACCCUAACGACACCGUCAGCUCCUUCCUCAACACCUCAUACGACCCCACUCGUCUGCACCCCCUGGCCGGCCUUGGUGGUGGACUCGACUACCUCAACCUCGAGGACAGCGAUGGUCUCCCAGGCACACAGAACGGCGUCGUGCCAAGCAGAGGCUGGGCCGAUGACCUCACCUACGGAACUGGUGUCGCCUAUAUUACUGCUUUGAGCAUGGGAGGUGCCUUUGGAUUCUAUGAGGGUCUCCGUUCAUCCCCAAGCCCUGCCAUCAAGAUCCGUCUCAACACUGUCUUGAACGGCAUGACCCGUCGUGGACCUUUUAUCGGAAACUCGGCCGGUGUCAUGGCUUUGAUGUACAACGGAGUCAACGGUAUCAUUGGCAAGGCUCGUGGCUACCAUGACCCCUUGAACUCGAUCGCUGCUGGCGCCAUCACUGGUGCUGUCUUCAAGUCGACCGCUGGUUUGCGUGCCGCUGGAUCAGCAGGAGGUGUUUGCGCAGUGGCAGCUGGUAUCUGGGCCUUUGGCAGAGAGAAGUUCAUGUAA
Linnemannia hyalina is the source of this 612-nucleotide messenger RNA. Lineage: Eukaryota; Fungi; Mortierellomycota; Mortierellomycetes; Mortierellales; Mortierellaceae. The record is from the annotation of a GenBank genome assembly.